CGGAAGCCGUCACCGUGGUGGUCGCGAGGUGCUCGCACGGUGUACACCGGAAAUAACGGCCGCGGUGGUGUCAUCGGCGGCGUCGCGGUGGUGAUCGGCAACGACACCGCGGCCGGGCCCACGUCACCACUGCUGCAGACGGCCACGCCGCCGACGCCGCCGCUCCUCGUCGGCCAACCAAACGUCACCGGUGGCGGCGGCGGUGGUGGUGUCGUGGUGGUCGGCGGCGGCGGCGAGGGCCCGUUCGACGGCGGCUACUGGUGGUGGGCCCUGCUGGCCGUGUUCCUGGUGCUGGCCACGGCCGCCGGAAACAUACUCGUGUGUCUGGCCAUCACGUGGGAGCGUCGGCUGCAGAACGUCACCAACUACUUCCUCAUGUCGCUGGCCGUCACUGAUCUCAUGGUGGCCGUCCUCGUCAUGCCCGUCGGUAUACUCACACUCGUCAAAGGAGAGUUUCCGUUCGCCCCCGUGUACUGUCUGGCGUGGAUAUGUCUGGACGUGUUGUUCUGCACCGCAAGUAUAAUGCACUUGUGCACGAUCAGCGUGGACCGGUACUUGAGCCUGAGGUAUCCCAUGAAAUUCGGCCGGAACAAGACGCGGCGAAGGGUGAUACUGAAGAUCGUGUUCGUGUGGUUGCUGUCGAUAGCUAUGAGUUUGCCGCUGAGCCUCAUGUACUCAAAAGACUUCAACUCGGUGCUAGUAAAUGGUUCUUGUCAGAUACCCGAUCCAUUGUACAAACUGAUUGGGUCGAUUGUAAGUUUUUACAUUCCACUAGGCGUCAUGAUACUCACGUACACGCUGACCGUCCGACACUUGGCUGCGAAGAGGCAAAAUCUGCAGACGGGCUUCACGCACAAUUCGAAUCAAAACAAUACGAGGAGAAGCUGGCGGCGUAUGUUGCGCCGAAACUACCGGAGGACCCGGUCAGACGAGACGGACAUCCGGUCUGCGACCGGUGAAGAGUUGACCGGCGUGAUGGCGUCGUCGACGGGCGGUGGUGGCGGUCGGAAGCAAAAGGGUCACGGCGAUUCGACGGCCGGCGCGGGCACGACGAGACCCGGCGGCAGCAACGGUGCGCUGGCGUCGGGCUCGCGGUCCACGGCCACGGCUGAAGACGAUAGCGGGGCCGCCGACAGCGUGGACGACAGCCCGCGGUCCGGUCACCACCACCGUCACAACAACCGCGAUCACCACCACCGGCCGACGACGCCCGGCGCGAGUUGCCGGGGCACGCCGCGGCCAUUCCGGCACAACCCGUCGGUCGGGUCCACCGACACGGAAAUGACGUCGCUGGACGCCCGCGAGCUGUGGCUACCCGACACCGAGCCCACGCCGUCCACCAUGUCUGCCCUGCACCAGUUCGGUGCCGAAAUGCUGCGGCUGUCCCGUGGCUUGGAGAAGGUAGCUUCGCCCGAGUCCAAGCCGGCGUCCCCCGACACGUCCAGAUUGUCGGACAACGGAGGUGGCCUGGACGACGACGACGACGACUUUGGCUUAUGUAACGUUGACGACAUGGGCGACGAAGAAGACGAUUAUGAAGGAGAAGAAGAAGGAGAAGAAGAAGUAGAAGUUGAAAGAGGAGGUGCUUGCGAUUCGAUGUGCUCAGAAGACGUAUCCACUUGCAUCGGGACGCCACGGUGUAGGCGGGCCAAGCGGCAGCGACGACGGCGGCGGCGACGGUCGGGCACGUUGCACGAGUCGAUGCGCCGGCGGUUCGAUGGUCCCAACCACCACCGCCAUCUGCACCAUCACCACCACGCACACCCAUACCACCACCAUUCGCACCACGAGCAGCAGCACCACCACCACCAGGGCCGACCCGCUCGAGUCCGGAGCUUUCACGAGGACGAACUGACUAGGAACCGGACAGGACCCACCUCGUCGGACGUCACUGGGACGGUAGUUGUGGACAGCGGGCCAAAAAUCGUAGGGACGCUGCUCAAACAGGAAUACCAACGAAAACCCGGUCUAGACGAAGAGAUCUGUCUGCUGCCACCACCGCCUCGUCGACGGCAACGGCGUGGACGUUCUGCGUCCGCGAACAGUGGUGGUUCUGGUGCCCGUAAUGUGACAGCGGCAUCAGUGACGUCACCGUCUCCGUCGCCGGUCUUGGUGGCACAACCAGCGCAGACGACGCCGCCGCCUCAAAGGCAUCCACAGCAGCAGCAACAACAACAACAGAAGACGGCCACGCGUGUCGACACACUGACCGUGUGGUCAGCUGCGUCCAACGCGUCCAAGACGACGACGUUAGCGGCGGCCACAGGAGUUGGUCAACCGUUGCGCCGAGCCAUGACGCAAAAGCCGAUACGCAAGCAGACGCCGACCGCAAACACGACGUCAGUCACUGGAAAACGUCACUCGCCACUGAUCCGGUACGGGUCCACGCUGGGCCUGCCAUCGCGACAGCAGCAGCAAACGUCGCCACAGCGGUCGAACAACGCGAGUCGGUCAAGCGUCAUGAUCCGCAACUCGUACCGUCAUGGCCGCAUCAUCCGGCUAGAGCAGAAGGCCACCAAGGUGUUGGGGGUCGUGUUCUUCACGUUCGUGUUCCUGUGGACACCGUUCUUCGCGCUCAACCUGCUGCCGUCCGUGUGCCCGAACUGCGAGGCCGACAUCAGCAAGGGCCUCAUCGACCUGGUCACGUGGCUGGGCUACGCCAGUUCUAUGGUCAACCCGGUGUUCUACACCAUAUUCAACAAGGUGUUCCGGCAGGCGUUCAAGCGGGUGCUUAUGUGCAAGUACCGUGGCCGCAGCAAGCGGCACUCGUGGCCACCUCCACCGCCCGCCAGGAAGGUUUGAACCUAGGUCCUGAAUUUAUACCAUGCUCACACACACACACACACACACACAUCUCACUACCUGCCUUGUUCCCAGUUACCGGCAGUCACCACAGUCAUGGUAUCCCGUGGUACCAUCAACAUCUCUCAAGCCAAGAUCACAAAUGGGUCAUCUGCCGUGUCGUGUAGCUUUUAUUGUAUUUUGAUCGGCCGUUGUAAUCAUGAUAUUAUAUUGCCAUACCGGUAUCAUUGAUCUACCAUGAUAUACCAGCAGAUUUCAAUAGUUGGGCUGGCCUCAACUUUUGGACACGACACGACACGACAGGUUACAUAGCUGUAAACCAUUUAUUCGUAAAUAUAUGCAUAGACUAUAGAGCAGGGGUGGCCCCAACGAGGCUCGCGAUCCGCAUGUGGCUCUUGAGUCAGUUUCAUGCGGCUCUAAGAUAUUUCUAUAACUAAAUAAAUGUUUAAUACAAUUUAAUAUUUAACAUUUAAUCAUUUGUUAAAAAAUGAAAAAUGUGUCUUCAUUUUAUAAACAUCUCUGUGGCUCGCUUCAAAUAUUUGCGGCUUCCAAAAUGAAUAUUAGUGGCCACCCCUGCUAUAGGGUAUAGAGGCACACCGUUAAAUACAAUUAAACUGUUGAAUAUUAUGACUUCAACUGGAAGGUUUUGAAAAUAAAUUAACAUUCAAGCAUGCGAAGGGCGGGGGUACAGUGUACACAGCUAUCAACAAUAUACUCUGUUCAGAAUGAGAUCAUACCUCGGCAGCGACAAAUUUUCGUUGCACGACGGUCAGACGUCCUCAUUAUGGCGGCGCGUAGAGUUGUAUCGUGUGACCAAGUCACGCCCAUGGGCAUAAGUUGGCCGCCGAGGUACGAUUCUGAACAGAGUUAAGUUUUCCAUAAUACGUUAAGGGUUAAGGUUUUACAUACCGUGAUUUUCUGUUUUUGUCUAACACACGCGCGACAUAGGAUUUUUGACGGAUUCUUUGCCAAACUUAUCAAUUGAUCUAAUGAAGUGAUGAGAAUUCUGAAAACAGAUUUGAAUUCAUCGUCAAGUCUACUUGAAAUCGAUUUUCCCAAAAUUUUGAUUUUAGCUUCUCCAAAAAUUUAAAUACAAAAAUUUUUAAAUACUCUUUUUUAAUAUAGCGUUUUUUUGGAAUUUGGGGGAUAAUAUCAAAAAUGUGGGAAAGUCGAUUUCGAGUAGACUUGACGACGAAUUCAAAUCUGUUUUCAGAAUUCUUAUCGCUUCAAUAGAUCAAUUGGAAUGUUUGACAAAAAACACGUCUAAAAUACUAUGUCGCGCGUGUGUUAGACAAAAACAGAAAAUCACAGUAUCGAAUCCCCUUAAGAUAAGUUAAGUAGUGCAAAAAAAAAAUCAGAAUUGCUCUUCAAUCACCAUGCGCAUUCCAUUGACCUAUUACUAUAUUAUUUAAAUAUGGAUUAUUCAAAUGUUUGUUUCGGUUUGUUUCGCACUAUAUCUAAUCUAAAAUACUAUCUCAAAUAAAUUGAAUAAACAUUUUUCAAAAAAACAUCAAGUACAAAUAUUUCAAACCAUACAUUGAAAAUAAUCAAUAAUUUUUAAGAUCAUAAUAAAUCGACCGUUUUAACAAAUCACUGCAAUAACACGACUAGGUACUCGCGUAAAGAAGCGUCCGCAAAAACCAUAAUCGUAAUAUUACUUCAUUCUUUCAUACAAUACGCGGUUGAAUUUCUCGUGAAAUGUCAUAAUAACAUAUUAAUAUAAUCGACAAAUUUAACUUCCCCCUAGCAAAUAAAUACGCAAAACUAGUAAAAAAAAUUAGAGAAAUCCGUGUUUUUGUAUCUAUAUUAUUAUAAUAGACGUCGCACCUUAAUUAUUAAAAUAUGAAAAUGAAUAAAUUUAAUCAAUUUUUCACUAUUCGCGACGUGUCCUAAACCGUUGUACAGUAUUUCAAUCGAGUUUACCCUUUAAGGCGAUUUAAGGUCACCGAAAUUAUUUACAUGUCAAUGAAAUGAACCAAAUUUCUAUACACCUAUAUGGCUAUAUCCAAAAGUGAGCUAGUUUAACUAGUUAAACAGUAAAUUUAAUUUUAACUUAACUAAUUAGUUACAACUUAGGAACUCGAAUAGAUUAACAGACUAUUGAAACAACUAAGCUUUUUCAGUUGAUUUGAAAAUAAUCUAUCAAAUCAAUAUAUUUAAACAAAAUUUGAAAUAUACGGUUUUAUACAUUAUCUAAUAAUUAGAAAAUAGUGUUUGUCUGUAUACAUGGUUUAAAGUUAAAAUAAUCUAAUACUAUUAUAAAUAGGUAUUGUUAGUAAUAAUUAUAAAUUGUUCUGUUAUGUUUCUUGAUAAAAUAACAUUAGGUAUAUAAUAUAUAGAUAUAGGGACAAAAUUCUAUUUUUGUGAUCAGUGUACUAAACAAAAAGUAGAUUAAUUUUUGUUCCUUAUUAACUUUGAACUCAGCAAGUUAAUUUUAUUAUUUGUUAAUCAUGAACUUCUAACUAUCUCGUUGUCACUGAUGUUAACUUAACUCAGGUUAAUUAUUUUAAUUAACUCGCCCACCUUUGGCUACAUUAAACUCGUUGAUACACGUGGUUUUCUAUAGUUUAAAGAAUGUUUACACCAUCUAUCGAUGCUAUUGCAUCCUACUCCUGCAUUCAAUAUAAUAUAAAAUAUUAUAUUUAUCGCUGUACGAGAAAAAAUAAGUUCGAUGUCCCGUUCAAACAGAUCAGUUUUUUAAUAUACAAACGAUUUUCAUUUUUAAUUCCUAUGUAUUUCUGCAGCGACCGUUAUCGCUUUAGAGUACAGUGUUGUUAUUGUUGUUGUUGUUGUUGUUGUUGUUGUUGUUGUUGUCGUCGUUCAUAGGCGUGUUUGCGGGAGGAGCCGGGUGGGCACUGCCCCCCCCCCCGGCAGACUGCGCCACCAACAAAACCAUGCCAGGAUAAAAAAAAAAGUCGUGUUGUGUGUAUCCUGCAGUACCUAUAGAUUUUGAUUAAUUGUAACUUUUUUUUAGUUACGCUAAUAUAAUAUUAUUAUGUUUAUCAAUCCUUUAGAACUACAAAACAUGGUACUGUUGUGCCCGUUUACCAGGUCUUGCGCUGUGAUAUCAGAGAUUAAAUAAAAUUUUAUCUAAAAUUAUAUAAUAUGGUUUUAUCAGCUAAAAAUAUCCAAUUACCGAUUAUCAUUUCAAUUUCGCGUAUUUUAACAAGUUGGGACGUAGUCAUUUUUUGAUAUAAUACAAUGUUUUUGAAGCCGGCCAGAGUAGAGAUAUAGUUUAGGUCACCCAUUUAGUAAUCUUAGAUAAUAUAGUAUAUAGGUUAAUAUUUAACCAUUAGCCUGUCAUCUACCUGAAGAUAAUUGCUUUUUAACAACAUUAUUUAAUUCCGAAGCCUACCCACGGUGGUUUUACACAGCAAAUCGGAGGAUAUUUUCGAUUUUUCUGUCCGAGUGCAGCACAAGCGAGCGAGUGGCAACGUUAUCAGAUUAUGUGCAUUUUAACAACUUUGUUUAAUUCCGAUGCUUACCCAAUGUGGUUUUACACAGUAAAUCUGGAGAUAUUUUCAAUUUUUUUGUCCGAGCGCAGCGCAGCAAACGAUUGCCAACGCUAGCAGAUUAUGUGCUUUUUAGUUUUUAAUAACUUUGUUUAAUUCUGAGGCCUACCCAAGGUGGUUUUACACAACUAAUCAUUUUUUGUUAAAAAACGUAAAAAAAAAUUAACACCAUUGUCUUAAGCAUAAAAAACAUUUGAAAAUAGUGAGGGGGUUGGUGAAGUGCAUUUGUUCCAAAGUAUUUUUUAAUUUUUUGACAAUGGUUAUGCUUUUUGAUCAUAAUUAAAAUAUAUUCCUACAUUGGUGAAUUUCGUAGCAUAAAAAUGAAUUUUUUUUCAUGUCUAAAAAAAAAUAUAGGUCUCACAAUUUAUUAAUUUGUUGUGCUCCCUCGGCCACCAAAGUCUGAACACGCCUAUGUUGUCGUUGUUUUUCGCUGUUGUUCGUUUCGAAAUACGGACCGGCUCUGCGGCGGUUCAUGGGCGGGCGUGACGAGGGUACUCGAGACGAACGAUAAAACAUAUCAAUCUCUUUUCCACAAUACAGCAGGCCGAUGUUUGUUUGGAGCGAAUAAACCGUUUUAGAAUAUUCGGGUAUUCUUUUGGCGGCGUAAUAAUAAUGUAGUCCGUGUAAAAAAAAAAAAAAAAACACAAAAAAAUCAUUCCGUCCCGUAAUAUAUUGCAGUCCUCGCGCGUGUACAGUAAUUAAUCGCGUUUGAAAUGAUUUAUUGCCGAGAAAAUGUUUAUCCGACACCUGCGAGCGAGUGGAUUUAAAAAGAAAAUUAAUUCGAGACGAGAGCGCAGACCGAUAAUAAUAUUAUUAUGACGGGCGCUGCAGUAUCCUGCAGACACCGCGAUGCAAUAACGCGGCGAUCGUUCGGUACGGUUUUUAAUAAUAAUAAUAUUACUGUCGCAUUACCUGUGGAUUUUUAUUAUUUCCCCUCACCCCACACAACUACCAUUUUCACGACAGCACUGUAAUUGCGCCAUGACCGUUUUCACACCAGCCCGUCUGUUUUUCUCGACUCUGCAGGUUAUGCAUGAUGCAUGGUAAUGCACUUUUCGAUGACGCCGCGCCGGUGAUAUUAGUCCAAUCGUGUGGACCAUGUACGGUUUUAUGCACCGUUAGGUCCUAUCGUUAUUAAAAUACAUUAUUUAAUAAAAUAUUCCAUAUAGCACAGUGCUUAACAACUGAAAUGGGAAAUAUUCAACAUCUCUAAUUCUUAACUGGGUACUACGGCUGGGUUAUUAUAGUUAUUAGUCAUGAAUGGAAUAUCAGUAUUUUUCAAACAGGAUUUUCGUGUGAUCUGAUCGCAGUUAAAACUAUACGUAUAUACGUAUUUGAGCCUCGUGUUUGGUAAACAACCGUCGUCAACAAUACAAUACAUUUACUUUACCAAAAUACUCAUACUUAUAGAAUUGAUAUAAUUAAUAACCACGUUUGACUCGGGGUUAUAUGCCGAUAUCUCAAUUAAUUGAAUAGAUAUGUAUUUAUGAAAAAAGUUUGAAUGUUUACCAGUGCAACAUCGCCCUAUACCACAAUAUUCUAAUACACCGUUCAGUUGUGUACUUAUUCUUAAUAUUCAGUCAUAAUAAGAACUUAUACAUUUCCUAUCCAAAACAGCGUACGUAAUUAAAAAAAAAAACCAUUCGAUUUGACAAUUCAUUAGUUUCGUUACCUGUGCAAUGAGUACAAACAAUAUUAUGACAACACAAAAACUAAAAUAGUAAUAUAUGUGUAAACAAAAUCUAUUGUUCGGAAUAAAAUAUUAAAUAAAACAAGAACUUUUAUGCAAACUAUUGAGCAAUAUGAAGUUAUAUACACAAGAGGUUUCAAACAAGAUUACACAGAAAACAGCACAGACAAAACAAUUUUUAACUAAUUAUCAUUAUAAAUGCUACGUUUGGAACGUAAUUAAAUUACACUAUUAUUAUUUUAACUAUAUCUAUAAUUUCGUUUAUGCCGUCCCUCUGUUUCUAACUUCUCGAUUUCUUCGGAAUCGUAAAAUUAUAACAUACCUAUAAUAAUAUACGGUAAGCCUGUGUGUGUGUGUGUGUUUGUUAUUACGUUUACAAGUUUGCAAAACCCCGAUUUCAAAACCGUUAACUUUCAAAUCGGCGGUAUUACACGAAUAUUAUUUUAUAAAAAUAUGGACGACUUUUCGACCGAUUAAGUAGACCACGUGAACGAUCGUACAAUGAAAUAAUAUAACCAAAAUCGUACGAAAACGCAACAACAUAAAAAUGUCCACGACACUAUAAUAAUACAACUUAUUAUAUGAUCUCUUUUAUGUAAAACCGCAUUGAGACUAGUGACCAUGGCGAUAAGUUGUCGACAACGUACCUAUAUAUUAUGAUAUCGGUAAGUAGGCGGGCGGGGUAAAUGCACACACGAGGCGAUGGGAAUAUGUAGGUAUAAAUAUAAUAUGAUAUAAUAUAAUAUAUAUAUUAUAUAUGUAUAUUAAAACGUACGCCCAUAAGAUAAAUAACCCGAAGAAGGCGGAACUUCCGUGCCGCCGUCCGGAAAACCUAACCUUUAACUACAGAAGCGGUCUGCCGACGACAGACGCUUAUUGUGAUUUUUUUCCAUCCGGGACAACGUUGAGCCUUAUCGUCCGUACGAGUAAAAUGCGGUCCGGUCCCGUGUGGGUUGCAGCGUGUAACUUCCGCGUGAAAAUGACAAUAAUAAUUUCCAUUUCCUGUCCGUCGUCGUCGUCAGAUAGUCGCAAUAUUGUCGAAAAGCCGUACUCCUACAAUACAUACGCCAUGCACUCAUACGCAUAUUAUAAUACAGCAAGAUGAUAAAAUAUCCUUAAACAAUUUACAAAACAAAUAUAAAAAUCACAAAUUGUUUUUUUUUUUAUUGUUGUUAUGUAUUAUAUAUUGCUAUUAUAAAUAUUCGUUUGAAAACAGACGAAUAUUUGUUUGUAAAUUGUAUAAAAUAAUUUUACCUUAUUAUUAUAGCGAAUUCAUUGUAAAUAUUGUGUUAUUAUUUUUUCUAUAAUAAUUGUUUGAAAAGAAACUAACUAUAGUAUUAAUAUUAUGAAUGUAUUAUGUGGUAUUUAAGAUAAAAAAAACACAACUUGUGAGCAAAAAAAAAAACACUUGAUAUUAUUUUGAACAAAUUCAAAAGCCGCAUUCGUUACUUUUGUAUAUUCUCACAAGUGUAAUUUUUAAGUCCGACGCCGUGGAGUGUACUCAAACGAGGUUAUGUUUUUAUUAGAAUAAGUAAUAUACUUGUAUAAUUCGCUACGAUUUAUAUUUAUGGGCACGGCCCUUUGGACCAAUUUAAAAAAAACCCUAUUUGGAUCAAUUUUGAAUACCUGUUUGAAUUGAGAUUAAAAUAUAAUAUAAACAUUUUAAAAUCUUACAUGGCCAUGCAUAAGCAGAAAUCGAGCCCCCCUCCCCCCUCCAGAAGCUUAAAAUACGGUUCUUGGUUCAUCAAAAAAACAUUUUUAGGUUGCCAGGAUGGAGCCCCCGCUACAUGUUGAUCAACAAAACCCCCUCACAUCUAUAAGUUAUUGGAAGAGAAAUUUUACUCGUUAAAAACGUAUCUUUUCUAAACACAGAAUUAUAAUAUUUCGAACCAUCAGUCUGCAAUCUUAUUCCGGCGAUAAUUUGUAUAAAUUAAUUAGACAUUUUCAUAUUAACAUUCCGAUGUUAUAAUCCUGGAAUAGAUUUCAUGUAUUGUAAUAUUAGUUAAUAAUAAUAUAAGGGGGGACGUAGUGGCCGAGCGGACUAAGGCGUCGGCUGCGAUGCAGCCGACCCGAGUUCGAUAUCUUGGCCGCGAGCGGCAUUUUUAUUCGGGCAAGUCAUGGUGUCCGGAGAACUAGUGCCACCAUCCCCCCACCCGGGGCACGGCAGAAACCUACGGGUGCCCCAUUAGAAACCUAACCAAUUGAAAAACCUACAGUGCCCUCCCCCACACCCAAUGGUCUAUGUUUCCGCGGGUUACCCAAUGAAAAAAAAAAAAUAAUAAUAAUGAUAGUAUAAACAAUAUUUACCUGUAAUAAGUAAGCCAUUGGUAGAUUGUAAUUUGUAGGUAGUAUGUUCUUAUACACAUAUGAUUUAAUAAAUAUAUAUUAUAUUGUUUAUUAAUUAUUGAUAGUAAUAAACCAUUUACUUGACACAACUCGUUAUAGGGUAUUGCAUAAUUUGGUCACAGUAAAAUAAAAGCGGGUAAUAAGAACGAUGUGGUUAUAAUUAGCCACAAGCAUUUAAUCGCGUAAGCUAAAAGAGUGUAAGUUAUAAGAACGUAAAGUUAAUAUAAAAAUUAAAUUAAAACACAAUAAAAUUAUUAUAUAAUUAAAUAAUAUUAUUUCUUGAUAGUAUUAGUAGUAUAUAUAAUAAUAAUAUGACGAUUAAAACAAAUAAAAACAAUUUUUAUGAAAUAAAAAAUAUACCUAUUACCUAUUUCAUAUUAUUAUUAAAUAAAAAAAGAAAAUAUUAUAAAUCCGUUCUAAGUAAAAAAUAAAAUAAAUAUAUUUGAAACUGAAAAUCUACAGCGAUUCCUCUAAAUUUCCUUGAAUAGCUUUAUUUCCGAAUUAACAGUACCUACAAUCUACAAACUAUCUUUUUAAUUUAAAGACCAAAAUCUUUUGACGUAAUUUUUUUAGGAGGAACCUAAUUUUUUCUGGUCUAACUUCGAAUUGACGUAAACGUAUCGUAGAUUUUAGAUUUUCAGAAUAUUUUCCCUAGUGGCUAAAACUUUCAAUAAAACCCCAAAAAAAUUUACCCAAGUGCAUAAUACAACCCUCGACUUGUGUGUAUGGGUAAACAUGUACUUACCACGGUAUUGAUGGUGGUCUUUCAAAAUAUAACUUAACAAUUUUUAGUUUAAAAUUAGGUUCAGUCGAAUUUAAUGUUACAACAAUUUGACAAUAUGCAUAUUCUCAGUUUUAUUGGGUAAGAGAACGUAAACUAAUGACAUGACAUUUUUAUCUAUAAUCAUAUACGAAUCGCAAUAUUGUAAAAGAGAGUAAACAAUUUUGGAGUUCAUGAAAAUGUAACAUACCUAACCAAUAUUUACUUUGUUUUUGUAAUAAUUCUUAAUUGUGUAUCGUUGAUAACAAUAAAGUCCGUUUAAGUUUCCUCGAAACAACCGUAUAAUAAAAUUCGAAAUUGUUAUCACCCUACAGUUUUCUUUUACACGUCUGAAAUAGGUACUUAGAUCAGUCAAUGCUGUCAGAUUAGUUGGCACCGAACUAUUUUAUUUUAUUUUACGUCGUACCAUUCGUGCCGGCUGGUUGAUUGAUGUUAGUCAAUGUUAGCAAUGUUCAAAACAAUUUUUAAAACUAAUAAAUUAUUAUCAAUACUUUUUUGCGUGUGACCUAAUCGGGUACAUCGCUCUGACGAUCUUAUGACGUGUGAUCAAUAUAUAUUUUACCGUACCUAAAUGACGAUUUGGGGUGCGUGUGGCGGAAAUACUUGCCCAACUAUUACACCGAAACAUUAUUAGACGCUUCUAAUCUAAUGAUAUAAAUAACAACAGGUACAAUACUCGUACAUUAGUACAUUACAGACAACAGUAAAUACAGUUACAUAAUAUUAACACCAACAAAUUGGAUAUGUGCCGCUGACUUUCAACAAACAGACGAUAAGGCAUCAUGACGACAAUAUUUGGUACCGUUUUAUAUUAAUAAUUAGAUAUUAUAUAGGUAACAUAGACUAAUAGUGUUAUAGUCAAAAUCAUCUUACAGCGAUCAUUUCACAGAAAUUUUCGUUGGAUUUUCCAAACAAACAUUGUGUUGAUAUUAUAAUAAAAUAUAUUCUAACGAUAACAAUCACAGAAACGUACAAAUCUGUGAACAAUAUUAUUCAUCACUAUGCAUCACAUCUUAGGUAUUGAAACGUUUCGUCAGACUGGAGGUGAUAUUGUUACAUUACCACACACUAAUAUGAUAAUACAUAGUGACGAUCGCGAUGGCCUAGAAAACCGUUUCACAAGACUUACCGACGAAAAAAUUCGCUUCAAAUUUACUAUAAACAAAUAAUACAAUGCUAAGGUCAACUGCCCUUUCGGGACUGUGGUUACACACUGGUCGGACCGCGAACAUUUUAGAACCUAACUGUGACGGGGGUUAACAAUUGCUGUGUAGUGUAGCAUCAUGUAUUCCAAAAUAAUAUUUUCACUUUUAAUAUCCAAUAUAUACAAUACCAGCUAGUAAUAAAUAAACUAUUGCAUUAUUAGAAUAUUUAUCUCUAUCAUCUAAUCAGUGAACAGUCUAACCAGAAGAUAACCACACGGCCUCAAGUUUACAAAAUAAUAUUCGACUUUGUCAUAGACCUAUAAACUAAUGGACAGCGCAUAGAGAGAGAGGUCAGGAGUACGGUAUAGAGUAAAAGAGAAAAGAGAACGUGGGGGAAAUACAGUAUUAGUUUCCAUAGACGUAUGAUUACCCCCUUUAUGUUCUUUCUAUCUUUUCUCUCUUCGUUCUUUCUUCUUUCUUUCACUUAUAUGAUUCCCGUGCAUUGAGGGCAGGGCGGAGUGGAAUGCGCUGUCCAUUAGUUUAUAGGUCUAUGGACUUAGUAGUAGUCAUUGCAUCGCGCUGGUCGAUGUUUAUAGGUCACCACAUUUUGGUAAGCCAAUCAGAAAAAAAGUAUUUGAUACGACGAGUUGUGAAUCUCCCUUUGAUGGUUCGGCGACCACUUUCCUGCAAACGCGAUUGUAGCAACCGCUGUACGCUUCGCAGGUUUGACCGCUGUUGAUAGUAUUGAAUAAUAUAACAUGGUAUACUCGUGGUGAGUGGGUAUAUUUUCCAUCAGUCGUCAUUGUUAAGCCAACGGUCGCAUUACGUAUUAAUCGAGCGACGUGCAUUAACGUCACGUUGUAUUAUUCAUAUUAGGUAUAAUAUAUCUACCUAAAUUCGUUUUCAUAUUAUAAUAUUAUACGUUAUUUCGGAUUAAAAAACAUAAUCGUCGGCUGACUUGUGCGCAAGGACAUGUGACUUUACUACAUAUCAAGCUUACAAAUGAUUCACUCAGUGACAAGCAUGACGGAUGACGCAUGAACGAUAAAUUGGUCACCAAUGAGAGUAAGUUUUUUUUUUAACUUCAAUUGAGAACAUAUCUGUCAUAAAACAGACCCCGUGUACUAGAUUUACAGCGUAAUUAUAUGAACACGAACAAAACGUACAAUUGGGUAGGGUGCAAAUUCGUCAGGAUGAAACAAAAAGUCACCAAAAUUGACAUUUUCGUCUUUAUAAGAUAACGCUGCAUGACAUGACAAAAAAUUAAAAUUAAAUUAUGCUACUUAAAACUUAUGGCAAAAAAUGUAAAAAUGUUAUGGUUAGUAAAUAAUUUAAGAAAUAUCCUCAGGUCAAGAAAUUCUUAAAAAUAAUAUUUUGAAAAAAACUAUUAGUAUAAUAUUAUACGUUCUAAAUUAAUUUACUCAAAAAAUAUUUAUCUUUUAAAAAAUUCUAAAAAAUAAACUUCUCGACUUAGGUAAAUGUUUUACCAUCAAAAUUAUUGUACUUAUAAUCAGAUUUACAAAUUGGUUAUUUUGAAUUUUUCCAAUUUAAAAUUUAUUAUUUUUAGUAUUACAAAAUAAAAAUAAUUUGUUUUAUAUUAUGCGUGUAACGCAAGUGACUAUAAAUUGUAUUAUAAAUAAAUAAAAAAGUUAAAAAAAUAUUGAUUAGAUCAAAAAAUAUUUCAUCUGUGUAUUUAUAUUAUACAUAUAAUAUUAUUAAACGUAUUCUUUUUUUAUUUAUACUAAUAUUAUGGUAAUACAUAUUAUUGGCAAUGGGGGAAGAGGAAUUGUAUUUUAUGAAUGUAUUAUAUAACUCGAUAUAACUACAUUUGUUGUACGCUUAAUUUGUGGUAUAGUGUAUACAUAUAAUAUAAUGUCUGAGUUAUAAUGGGUGGUUUUGCGCUGCUUAAUUUUUAUAGAGGUGGAAAAUUAUUUUCCUUCACUCCCUUUAAGUUAGUCCUGUGUUAAUUAUAAUAAUAUAAUUUGGUGUUACUGCUCUUACGUAACAAUAAUAUACAUUGACAAGGAUAACCAAUACAAAAAUAAAUAAUAGGUAAAUAUUAUAAAUUAUACUACAAUUUUAUAAUACCAAAUAAUCUUCAUGUAUAAAUAAUAUUGGUCCAGAUGGGUUGUAAUUUUCACUAUGAAUAUCCAGUGUUCAUAUUUUAUAAUAUACGUAUCAUUGUAUAAUGUAUAUUAAUUUAGUUAUAAUUAUGUUUGUGUAAAUAUUGUUUUUUUUUUGUCAAAACUAUUUGUUUAACGGGAUCGAUUCAAUUCUUUCCAUAGAAGUAUAUUUACAAUAAUUAUAUAUUAUUAUAAUUUAAUGUAUGACGUGAUGUGUACUCACUGCAGUCUAUGCGGUGAACGAUUUACGAAGCGUAAUAAUUCUAAAGGUAUAUUGAAAUAAAAUAUUUAAAAAAAAGACACUUCCAAAGCUUGCGACGUCACAUUUUACGUUGCGAAAAUUUGUCUUUAAGUGUGUUUCUGAGGAAAAAAUAAUGGUAAUAUUCAAAUCGUAACUGAACGAUAAAAUAUUAUAUAAUAUACAAUACAUAUUUAUAUAGUUGAUAUAAGUGAAUCGUAUUCGUAAAAUAAUAUAUUGUUAUUAUUAUUGAUACAUAUACAAUAAACAUAUUAUUAUAUAAUUAUAUAAACAUUUUUUUCCUUUUCACGCUUUCGAAUCGAUGUUACAUGAAUUUAUUGUAUAUUAAUAUUUAUAUUAUUGUUGUCGCUCCUUCAAACAAAACGUAUCUAUUUAGAUUAGUUUACAAAACAUGGUUUAUCAAUAAUUAUUUACGUGUAAGAUGUGAUGAAUUAAUUUACAAUGAAAUAAAA
Messenger RNA from Metopolophium dirhodum (rose-grain aphid), 15110 nucleotides. RefSeq lists its product as uncharacterized. Lineage: Eukaryota; Metazoa; Arthropoda; Insecta; Hemiptera; Aphididae. The annotation marks the transcript as partial. Gene Ontology annotation, molecular function: G protein-coupled receptor activity. The record is from RefSeq and is a predicted model, not a curated record. Gene Ontology annotation, biological process: adenylate cyclase-activating adrenergic receptor signaling pathway. The transcript is spliced from 5 exons. Gene Ontology annotation, cellular component: membrane.